AUGUGUGGUCAUGAUAUCUUAUCGCCGCCACCUCUGUCAGAUGAUGGGUCAUAUGACUCCGAAUCGAGUUCCAGUGAGCCACGAUUGACACCGCAAGAACUUGGGGCUUUGUUUGUCGACUUCUACUCGUUCAUGGCCACACUGAACUACGACAAAUCUGAGCUCAAGAUCCCCCCACCAACUGGAUGGCCAGAGAUCACAUCAGAAUCCUGCGGAGGUACAAAGUCCGACUACGCUGUCGAGGUUUUGCGUCAUCUACCUUACUUCAACAGCAAAGGCAAAUCUCGCAUCCACUACAAAUCCAAACUCUGCGACCUAACCGCCUGGAGCCCUGACGACUUUAAGAAGAACAGAGAGACCUACGAUUUCAUGGAAUUCUGGUCAUCGGAGAGUGAGCAGGACCCUGACGAUGUUGUCCUCAUUGCUGAAGGAUAUGAGAGUUUUGGUCGCGGACUGUGGCUUCUUGUCAACGAUUGUGAAAUAAUCGAGGACAUGUUGAAGGCGAAUAUACUAUCUUCUGUCCCAGUUGAAGAAUUCUUUGCGAAGCUCAAGGAUCAAUAUGAAAGAUUGCAGCUGAUUCCUGGAGAGGAUAAGGUUACAAUUGAGGCGGAGACUGUCCCGGAGCGCCAUGAGAGGAUUUCAGAGGAGGAGGUGAAUAGCCAAACGGUGGAAUGGCGAACGGACCUUGAUGUACAGUAUAUAAGGCAGGUUUACCGUGACUAUGGGUGGCCGCAUUCCUUUGAUUCCAAGGCUGCUUCCAAGGCUAUAAAUGAUUGGCUAGAACCUGGAGGUGUAGGUACAGGAGAAGGACCAAGGGGCUUUGCCUGGGAGGGUCAGUAUUCAGAUUGA
Messenger RNA from Fusarium pseudograminearum CS3096, 849 nucleotides. RefSeq lists its product as uncharacterized. The coding region runs from base 1 to 849 and encodes 282 amino acids. NCBI's taxonomy places the organism in Eukaryota, Fungi, Ascomycota, Sordariomycetes, Hypocreales, Nectriaceae. The record is from RefSeq and is a predicted model, not a curated record. The transcript has a single exon.